Molecule: messenger RNA, 792 nt
Organism: Zonotrichia albicollis (white-throated sparrow)
Lineage: Eukaryota; Metazoa; Chordata; Aves; Passeriformes; Passerellidae
Product: olfactory receptor 14J1
Biological process (GO): G protein-coupled receptor signaling pathway
Cellular component (GO): membrane
Molecular function (GO): olfactory receptor activity
Source: RefSeq, a predicted model, not a curated record
GUAGCCUGCGGCCACCACCUGCACACGCCCAUGUUCUUCUUCCUGCUCAACCUGGCCCUCACUGACCUGGGCUCCAUCUGUACCACUGUCCCCAAAGCCAUGCACAAUUCCCUCUGGCAGACCAGCACCAUCUCCUACAAAAGUUGUGCUGCACAACUGUUUCUGUUUCUCUUCUUCAUUGGAACAGAGCUUUCUCUCCUGACCGUCAUGUGCUACGACCGCUACGUGUCCAUCUGCAAACCCCUGCACUACGGGACCCUCCUGGGCAGCAGAGCUUGCGCCCACAUGGCUGCAGCUGCCUGGGCCAGUGGCUUUCUCCAUGCUCUGUUGAACACAGCCAAUAUAUUUUCCCUGCCCCUGUGCCAUGGCAAUGCCCUGGGCCAGUUCUUCUGUGAAAUCCCCCUCCUCAAGCUCUCCUGCUCACACUCCAAGCUCAGGGAACUUGGGCUCCUUGUGGUUAGCACGUGUGUAGCUUUUGGUUGUUUUCUGUUCAUGGUUUUCUCCUAUGUACAGAUCUUCAGGGCUGUGCUGAGGAUCCCCUCUGAGCAGGGAAGGCACAAAGCCUUUUCCACCUGCCUCCCUCACCUGGCCGUGGUCUCCCUGUUUCUCAGCACUGCAGCCUUUGCCCACCUAAAGCCCCCCUCCAUCUCCUCCCUGUUGCUGGAUCUGGCCCUGUCAGUUCUGUACUCAGUGGUGCCUCCAGCCCUGAACCCCCUCAUCUACAGCCUGAGGAACCAGGAGCUCAAGGCUGCAGUGUGGACACUGAUUAAUAGAUGGUUUUGCAAAUAUUAA